Messenger RNA from Asparagus officinalis (garden asparagus), 1100 nucleotides. RefSeq lists its product as uncharacterized. NCBI's taxonomy places the organism in Eukaryota, Viridiplantae, Streptophyta, Magnoliopsida, Asparagales, Asparagaceae. The record is from RefSeq and is a predicted model, not a curated record. The transcript is spliced from 7 exons. Bases 188 to 883 code for a protein of 231 amino acids.
CAAAUUUCGAAACAACCCUCUCUUUUUCGCCCUGCUCUCAUUCUAGCCGUUGUUUCCCGACUUUCGCUCUUCUGCCACCCAGAGAAAAAUCAGAGAUAACUCCUCGAUCCUUCUGCUGCGAUUCUCCGCUCAAAUUAGGGUUUCGAACAGCGAUAUCGUCUUCAACAUUAGCGCUUGAUUUUCUGAGAUGGCUUCACUAACUCCGGCUGUUCUUCAAAACGAGAAUCUACACAUCCAUAGAGGAAAAAGUUUGGAGGGGGGUAAGACCGGUGCUCUUCAAAACGAGAACCUACACGUUCAUAGAGGAAAGGGCGUCGAGGGUUUGAAGCAUGAACUGCCGAAGCCUGUGAAGAAUCGUCAAGAACGAAAAGCGCUGAGGGAUUUGUCACAGGCUCCGAAGCCAUUGCAUCCUGCUCUAAAAGAGAAAUCUGGGCUAACUAUUCUAAAAGACAAAGCCCCCACUCGGGAGACUGCCAAGAAGGCACCAAAGAGAAAUAUUCUGACUGAUGAGGAGAUAGCAAGGUGCCAAGAAUGGGCUAAGGAGGGAAUUGAGCAUAUGCAUUUUUCAGGAAAUGACAUGCGAAAGCUUGAGGCCCAACAGCAAGAAGAACGUGUAAGGAAGAAAGUCGAUAAGGCAAUGGCUGGUUUGCGUGCGUGGACAGAUAUGACCUUUGGGCUAGAAAUUCCGGUUAAGGAAAUUCCAUCGGACACUGAAGAUAGCUUGAAGUUGGAGUUUGAGGAAGAGGUGCUUCCUCCUAGUCCCAGAGUCAAUGCUCACUCAAAGUCAGGUUAUGAGAAUAUUGAGGACCUCUUUGAACUCGACGACUCCCUGUACUUUGACCAGCAAUUCGAGCUCAAGCUGAAGGAAGAAGGAUGCGAGUGAUGUUGCUUGCUUUUAAACGAGUUCUGAUUAUGUUGUGUAAGUUUUAAGUCCAGGUACUGUAGCAGAUCAGAGUGGUCGCAUGUUGUUAAUCCGCUUGUUUUAGUUAUUUACCUUUUAGACACUUUGCAGGCAUGGGUUAGUUCGUUAUGAUGCUAACUUGUGUGACAACUUGUUUGCUGCUAUUAACUGAUGAGCGUGCGUUGCUUUGUUCAGCUAA